AAUCAUCCCAAAAUUCCAAAUAAAUUCGUUCCUAGAUUCCAAUACCAAAACCAAAAAACCCAAAAAACUCACAAGAAAGUACAAAUGGCAAGUGAUGACCCCAUGACCAAAACAUUUUUCUAUGUUUUCCCAUCUUUGGCGCACAAAUACUCAACGAAAAUGCAUCUCCUCUUCUUCCUUUUGCCAACUCCAACUCUGCAACCUUUCUCUCUCAUCUCUCAUGUACUACCAUUAUACAACACACUGAAACUACAAAAAAUUCUAAAUUAGCCAACAAAGUUGUUGAUUAUUGCAUUAUUAGGCGAUUUCGUCGGCGACAGAGCAUUUGAUCGGUACUAGUGAUCGCUUGCCUAACACGCCAAUGCCAUCGUCGGCGAACACGACUUCGUAUUGGCAGGCCUCCGAUAACAUGGCGACGGAGCACUUGCUCGGCGGCGCUGAGCGGCAGUAUUACAAGCCAAUGUCUUCGCCGGCGACAACGUCGUUUCGUAAAGGCUCCGAUAACACUACGAUGAACUCUCCGAUAUUCGAGGAACUUCCGAAGGCUACCAUAUUAUCGGUGACUAGGCCAGAUGUUACUAAUAUCACUCCUUUGCUUCUUUCUUACACCAUUGAAGUCCAAUAUAAGCAGUUUAAGUGGCUGUUACAAAAGAAAGCAACGCAAGUUCUCUUCUUACACAUAUCUUUGAAGAAAAGAGCAAUCAUUGAGGAAUUCCAUGAGAAGCAAGAGCAGGUGAAGGAAUGGCUUCAGAACCUAGGAAUUUUAGAUCAUGCAGCAGUUAUGCAUGAUGAUGAUGAUGAUUUUGAUGAUGAUGCUGUUCGCCUUCACCAGGAUGCAAGUUUGCGACAUCACAACAUUCCAUCUAGAGCUGCCUUUUCCAUCAUUAGUUCAUCUGUUGGAAGGCAGCAGUCAAUUGCGGAGAAAGCAAAGGUGGCAAUGCAAGGAUAUCUGAAUCACUUUUUAGGCAACUUGGAAAUUGUAAAUUCUCAACAGGUUUGUAAAUUUUUGGAGGUUUCGAAGCUGUCAUUUUUACAGGAGUAUGGCCCCAAGUUAAAAGAGGAUUAUGUGUUGGUAAAUCAUCUAGCGAGAAUAAAGAGGAAAAAUGGCGCUAGACAGUGCUUGCCUUGUGAUUGGUUUGGUUGUUGCAGCUGGCAAAAGGUGUGGGCUGUGCUAAAACCUGGCUUCUUAGCCUUCCUAGAAGAUCCGCUUGAUAUGAAACUAUUGGAUAUAAUAAUUUUUGAUGCAUUACCAUCCAUAAGUAAUGAAAAAGUACACCUGGCUCAUGAGUCUAAGAGCCGCAAGCCUUUACAUUAUUAUUUUAAGAUCUCCUGUGGCAACUGGAAUUUAAGGCUAAGAACUUCCAGCAGUAGCAAGGUCAAAGACUGGGUAGCUGCAGUUAACGAUGCUGUUCAAAGGCAACCCGAGGGUUGGUGCCAUCCUCAUCGUUUUGGUUCUUUUGCACCCCAAAGGAAGCAGGAGGAUGGAAGUGAAGCUCAAUGGUUCGUAGAUGGGGAAUCAGCGUUUGAUGCCAUAGCUACAGCCAUAGAGAAUGCUAAGGCAGAGAUAUUCAUUACUGGUUGGUGGCUUUGUCCAGAGCUAUAUCUGAGGCGUCCUUUUAUAAAUCAUGAGACCUCCCGGCUAGAUGUCUUACUUGAAUCAAAGGCGAAGGAAGGGGUUCAGAUCUAUAUUCUUCUUUACAAGGAGGUUUCUAUAGCUUUAAAAAUUAACAGUCUUUAUAGUAAAAGAAGACUCCUCAACAUUCAUGAGAAUGUGAGAGUGUUACGCUAUCCCGACCAUUUGGCAACUGGAAUCUAUUAUUGGUCACACCAUGAAAAGAUCGUUGUUGUUGAUCACCAAAUAUGCUUUAUUGGGGGCCUUGAUUUGUGCUUUGGUCGUUAUGACACAGUUAAUCAUGGAGUGGGCGAUUUUCCUCCCAGAAUUUUCCCAGGAAAAGACUAUUACAACCCCAGAGAGUCAGAACCGAAUUCUUGGGAGGACAUGAUGACAGACGAAUUUGACCGCCAAAGAUACCCUCGUAUGCCAUGGCAUGAUGUGCACUGUGCUCUUUGGGGACCUCCUUGUCGUGAUGUCGCGAGGCACUUUGUUCAGCGGUGGAACUAUGCUAAGAAAAGUAAAGCACCAUAUCAACGAGCAAUACCUCUACUCAUUCCCCGUCAUCACAUGGUUCUUCCUCACUAUCUAAGAAGCACCGAGAUUAACAUCCCGAAGAACGAAGAAGAGAAACAAAGGGAAGUCAUGAACAAACAGGCUAUAUUUUCCCCUGAAUCACCAGAAUUGGAUAUCCCAAUGCUUUUGCCUCGAGAUUCAGAAGCCUUGAAUGAAUCCAAAUGCAAUAAUACUCUUCAAAAUGAUCAGAGUAGAUUUGAUUUGACAAACAAAGAACACGAGAGUUCAUCAUUCAUCCAGGAUACUAAAGUUGAUUCUCUAACCCAACAUACACAGAUUGACGGCUUGGUAGAUCAACCUCAACAUGAUAACAUGUUUGAUCAAAGGUUAACCUCUUGUAACGAGAAUUCAGUUGAGUGGUGGGAAACACAGGAGCAAGGUAAGGAGGUUGAUUCCACAAGUGAACCUUCACAAACUGGUCCACGUACCUCAUGUCAUUGCCAGAUUAUCAGAAGCGUGAGUCAGUGGUCUGCUGGAACAAGCCAAUCUGAAGAUAGUAUUCACAAAGCUUAUUGUUCCCUCAUUGAGCAAGCGGAGCACUUUAUUUAUAUUGAGAAUCAAUUUUUCAUAUCAGGACUUCAGGAAGAUGGAAUUAUUCAGAAUCGAGUCAUGGAGGCUCUAUAUAGGCGUAUACUUUUAGCACACAAACAACAAAAAUGCUUCAGAGCUAUUAUAGUCAUACCUCUGCUGCCCGGAUUUCAGGGUGGUAUGGACGAUGCUGGUGCUGCAACUGUGAGAGCCCUAAUGCAUUGGCAAUAUCGAACCAUUUGCAGAGGAGAAAAUUCAAUACUCCAGAAGCUUAGGGCUGAACUUGGUUCAAAGACAGAUGAUUACAUUUCAUUUUACGGCCUUCGAACAUAUGGUAGGCUUUACGAAGGUGGACCUCUGGUCACAAGCCAGGUAUAUGUGCAUAGCAAAGUGAUGAUAAUUGAUGAUCGUAUUGCUUUGGUUGGAUCAUCAAACAUCAAUGACAGGAGCUUGCUUGGCUCAAGAGACUCUGAGAUUGGAAUAGUUAUCGAGGAUACGGAGUUUCUAGAAUCAUCUAUGAACGGACAGUCUUGGAUGGCUGGAAAAUUUAGCUCUAGUCUCCGACUUUCUCUAUGGGCUGAGCAUCUUGGCCUCUCUGCUGGGGAGAUGAAUCAAAUCCAAGAUCCUGUCGCUGACAGAACAUACACAAAUUUAUGGAUGAAAACUGCUGAGGCAAAUACCAUAAUCUAUGACGUCAUUUUUAAAUGCACACCCAAUGAUCAUAUACACACGAAGCAUGCCUUUAGACAAAAGAUGUCACAGUUGACAGAGAGUAUUGGGUAUACAACCAUAGAUUUUGGUGUAGCACCUCAAAUGGUUAAAUUUCAUGAAGACGGCCUGCGUAAGACAUUAGACCCUUUAGAGAUGUUAAAGUCUGUUAAGGGAACCAUUGUUUGCUUCCCCUUGGAGUUCAUGAGAGAUGAAGAUUUGAGACCUAUGUUCCACGAAGGAGAGUUUUAUACAUCUCCUGAAGUUUUUCACUAGAAUGCUCUUUUUUUGCUGUAAAAUUAGUACAUAUCAUAGAUUCAUAGUUAGUCACUUAGUUGUGACUUGUGAAUAUGGUUUAGGAGUUAAUUGUUUAUUUUGAGGAAUAUUUGUAAGGUGGGUGGAUAUGGCAGGGGUUAAUAGUUGUAAUUUGUGAAUGGGUCAGGGGUUAAUAGUUGUUAAUUUACGGGUGCAGACUGCAGAGUAGAAAGUCGAUUUUUUUUUCCAGGCCCUUGUACAAAACAUUUUUUUAUUGUUCUGUAUAUAUCUGAAUCCCAAUUUUUUAAA
Messenger RNA from Beta vulgaris subsp. vulgaris (sugar beet), 3988 nucleotides. RefSeq names its product phospholipase D zeta 1. The transcript has 21 exons. Gene Ontology annotation, molecular function: D-type glycerophospholipase activity. The coding region runs from base 362 to 3700 and encodes 1112 amino acids. NCBI's taxonomy places the organism in Eukaryota, Viridiplantae, Streptophyta, Magnoliopsida, Caryophyllales, Amaranthaceae. The record is from RefSeq and is a predicted model, not a curated record. Gene Ontology annotation, cellular component: plasma membrane. Gene Ontology annotation, biological process: intracellular signal transduction; phospholipid catabolic process; phosphatidic acid biosynthetic process.